Messenger RNA from Paramecium sonneborni, 879 nucleotides. Lineage: Eukaryota; Ciliophora; Oligohymenophorea; Peniculida; Parameciidae. The record is from the annotation of a GenBank genome assembly.
UUCAUUUAGGCUUUACAUUUUAUAAUACUAGGGCUUUUAACUGUACUUUCAUUAUUUUCUAGUAUUAAAACUACUUUAAGCUGUCCUAUUGAUGAGCUUCUGUUCUUGUAAAUACAAUUUCGUCGUGAUGGGUAACUAAAAUUUAAUUUAAAGAAAAAAUUUCAACUAUGAAAAUUACAAAUUGGAUUCAUACUGUGAUAUUUGUGAAGCUUAUGUUAACGAAAAUACAAAGCAUUGUAAACAUUGCAAUAGGUUGCUAAAGUUUAUUAUUUUAGAUGUUGCAAAGAUUUCGAUCAUCAUUGUAAAUGGGUUAAUAAUUGCAUAGGAAAGGUUAAUUAUAAAAUUUUUAUGGUGAUGGUAACAUCCACAAUGUUACAAUUCUUUUACACAUUAAUUAUUUAUAUAAGAAUUAUAGUGUUGUAUAAUACAGAGCAAUAAAAAUUGCUAAUUGACAAUGAAAUACAAAAGUUUGUAACAAAUAACAUUUUAGUUUAAGCAUUUUUAUGAUGAAAAUGAUCUAGAUAUUAAAUAUACCCUCUCAAUAGUUAUGCUAAUAGAUUCCUUUAUAUUUUCUAUAUUACUUUUAUAAUUAUUCAUUUUCCAUAUUUAUCUUAGAAUCAAAGGCAUAACCACUUAUGAAUUUAUUGUGAAAUCAGAUAUGAAAAAGAUAAAUCCAUAAAAUAUUGUUGAAGGAAUACCAAAUGAAGUUUGUUAAGCAAAUAUAAUUUUUCCAAUUGAUAAUAAGAAUACAAUGUACUAGUUAAAGGGUUAAAUUUUAGAAACGAGUUAAACAGUAGCGAAUAGUAAAUUGCAUAAGUAUCUAAAGAAAAAUAAAAUAAUUAAACAGAAAUUGUAUAAAAUAAUUAAGUCUUAGCAUGA